Truncatella angustata is the source of this 450-nucleotide messenger RNA. RefSeq lists its product as uncharacterized. The record is from RefSeq and is a predicted model, not a curated record. Lineage: Eukaryota; Fungi; Ascomycota; Sordariomycetes; Amphisphaeriales; Sporocadaceae. The coding region runs from base 1 to 450 and encodes 149 amino acids. The transcript has 3 exons.
AUGCCCUGUGGUCAUGUCGCUGGAUUCCGCUGUCUACACCACUGGAUGAGUGGUCGACGGUUCUACUGCCCAUUCUGCAAGUUUUCUUUCCGUCAUUCCAAAUGCGGACAUAUAAGGAUGCCUCAUGUCCUUGACAUUGAGAGUAUUCUGACGGUUCCCAAGACUAUACCGGAGGGUGGGCGCUUUCACGAUUACUGCAAAGAUUGUAGACUCCAGCGGGAGGACGUCAAUGAGAUCAUCAAUGUAUGGGAGCUGAAGCUGAAGUUCAUCCAGGCUCGAGAAGCACUCGAGCAGAACGGUGGAGAGCAAAAUCUCUUCAUCGAAAUAAGACCAAUAUAUAAUGUAAAUGAUCAAGUUAAAUCACGGGUUAUCUUCUACGCUGAGGUGCUGGGCUGGAAGCAUCCAAGCAUUCUUGCGAAUCAUAAUCUCGAGAAUGGGAAGGCGGGUUGA